AUGCGGUAUGAGAAUUGGGAUGUUCUGCUCUUCCCCGAGGGUUGCAGGGUGCCUAUCCAGGAAUUCAAAACGCAAUGCUUCGUGACCAAGGACAUGGACUCCCCUUACCUUCAGAUGUCCGCCGCCACGAGUCCCCCGGCUUACUAUCCCAUCCAUGGUAACAUCGGUCAAAUACCUGUUCUGACGACUUUCGUUCCGAGUCUGCCCAAGGACACUCCCUUCCGUGUGUCUAUUCACAGUUGGGAAAAGCCACGCCCCAGUCGUUUCAUGGAGAAGUUGAUGCAGGCGGAUGACGUGCUGGUGUUUGAGGCCCGUGUCUUGAUCGAUGGACAGCCUGUUGCGCUGACUGUCACUAGGGGCGGUAUCUUUGGUCACAGGUCUCUGUGGCCCUAUGUGAUCGACAUCGCCCGAGACGGCAAUCAAGAUGUCCUUCGCUUCCCUGAUUUUCACCCUGAGAUUUUGGACCAACAGCACUGGGAUGCUGGAGACCCCUUCGGCCGGGUUCAGGUGAUCAUCUCUGAGGGUUUUUCUCGUCCCAUGCGGUCUCCUCCUUUUGAGAGGGUGAAAAACGUCAUCUCUUUGUCUUUCCAGCACGCUCCUUUGCGUGAGUAUGGGCGAUUCAUACUGAAAGAAGCGAGGUUGCUGACGGGACAGACAGACAUUUUGGAGUUUUCCAACCUCGCCUGGCCCAAUGCCAACAUGUGGAACCAGGCCUUGUACGCCGGAUUCAAAUUCGACUCUAUUGGACAGCCAGACACCGAUAAUCCUCAUGGUCACUCUCCUUCCAGACCAGAGCCUCGGCCCUUGCCAGUCGCGACUGGCAGUGAGUCCAGCAGGAGCCAGGGCGGAGCUUACAACGCAUGGGUCUCCAAUCGUGCAUUCCCCAUCCCUGCAUCUCAGUGGAACCGCCAGUCGCAAGACCGUCGAUGGGGAGUCGGAGUCUACCUAGAUCGUAAUCUUGAGCCAUUCACGAAUGAACAAGGUCAUGAUUCGCUGGUCAGCGAUGAGGACUGGCACCACCGCGGUGCACGAUCGUCCCGGGACGAUGUUCCCAUGCCAGACUACUCCAGCAUCGCCAGUAGCCGUGUCAUGUCGAGCGUUACUGGCAUGAGCUAUGAACACAGCAAGCAACCCAGCAUGACCACACCUAUGGAUGAUGAUCAAUACAACGAGUUGAUUCAAGCCCUAACUCCCACCAAGCUGCCCAACACUGGCACUCGGGCUCCUUCCAACACCCCGUCGACUCAGGUUGGAUUAGUUGAUUCCGGAGUCACAGGCGAUGUUCGUCCCCAGGGCAGUACCCGCGCUUCUGCUCUGCGAGAGGUGUCGCAGCCCAGUACCCGAGAUUUGUCUGGAUCGAGCAACCGAUCUCCAUCAGCGGAGCAGAUCAUAACCCCAUCCAAGCUUGGGCUUAGCCCCAGUGGCAAUAUCAAGGGUAAAAAGGAACGGGUCGGUGGAAACUCCAAGGACUCCCCGCGAAAGAGUUCCGGGGCGGUUGCAGUCGUUCCAGUCGAGGAGCCAAAGGAAAACAACAUUCCCCAGGAGAAAGAGGUUGCCAAUAAGGAGAUGUUGUUGGAGCAGAAAAUGACUAUUGAUUUUCUAUGA
Penicillium odoratum is the source of this 1605-nucleotide messenger RNA. RefSeq lists its product as uncharacterized. Lineage: Eukaryota; Fungi; Ascomycota; Eurotiomycetes; Eurotiales; Aspergillaceae. Bases 1 to 1605 code for a protein of 534 amino acids. The transcript has 3 exons. The record is from RefSeq and is a predicted model, not a curated record.